GACCCUGCCGAGUCAGGUCCCCAGGAGCGCAUGGCCCGGGGGAGCAACACCUUUCACCAGUGCAGCUCCCUCCUGCCGGCAGAGGCUUGUCACUUCCCCCAGGCCCAGGGACAGUCAGGAGCUCCGUGGUGUCCUCCACUCACCCACGCUCAAGGCCGCAACCCCUAAGCCGAGACGGCGCUGUCCGGCCAGGGCAGGACCCUCUCCUUCCGGCCUCUGGGCUGCUGCAGCAGCUGUCCGGGUUGGCAGUGCUUGUUCAGAGAGGCCACCAGCAGGUCGGGGGCUGCUGGUAUCUCGGUGGCCGCCACCUGAACCAGACGCUGCAGCCCCCUCAGGCUCCUGGACUUGUCUGGUCCACCCCUCUGCAGAGCUGCCCUCCCUGAUGUCCCGUGGGGUAACCUCACUCCUCACCUGCUGACCACAGAGGUCACAGCGCCACUCUCGCCCUCUCCCUGCUGCCCCGGCCCUCACACAGCUGUGCGCCCCUCCCUGCAGCUGCCAGGCACAUGGGCGCCACCGGGGUAAAGGUGUGCCGCCCCUGUGGCCGCCCUGUGCUGGCCUCAGGCCAAGGUGCAGGGACGCAGGCUGCCGAACUGUCACUGCCGGCCACGGGACCUUGUGAGCAAGUGUCCCAGCAGGAGGCUGUUAGGGUGGCCGGGGGAGCAGUGGCCAUUCUGUGGCUUUGGCCGUGUGGGUCAUCAAACAGCUCUGUGGUGAUGCUGGCUUGGAGGGCGCAGCGGGUUGAGUGCACACCAGUCCAGGGACAGGACCACACUCAGGGACAGGCACCAGGCAGGCUGGGCCCUGAGUCUGCUCACCUUUGCCCUCCGGGGCGGGCAUCCGCCCCACCUACCACCCAGGCCAGAGGGCAAGGGUCACAGACUCGCCAGUCCCCCCAGAGGUCCAGCCCCUUGUGCUGUGGAGCGGCCCUGGUCACCAUCACCAGUGCCAGCCUCUUUGGUCUGGGGACCCUCGGGGUCUCCUUGUGACCUGACCCUUGCUCAUCCCAUGGGCUGGUGCCGGGGACAUGGAGCCACGGGGUAAAGGCCUCCCGCUGGGUCUCAUGUUCGAGGUCAGGGCAGCACUGGGCCUGUGGACACAGGAGGAGACAUCCACACCAUGUCGGUCACCUGCCACCCACAGGCCCUGCCGUCCUGCCUCAGCCGCCUCCUCUCUGUGUCUGCAGCGAGGCAGAACACACACCUCACCCACACGCUCAGCCCUCACACACACAGCUGCACCGUGACCUCCGUUCCCACUGGACUCAGGCCCAGAGGAACACCUGCCACUUUCCGUUUCUUAUCUUUAAGUUUCUAUGAGCCCAUGUUUGCAGCACAGGACGGCUUUCCUCGUGGGGGGCCGGUGCGUGGCCGCAUCUCAGUUCUCCUUGCACCCCCUUCCCUUCCCUGCCCGCGUCUCUUGUCCCCAUCCCCUUCUUCUUUACGUCACUGUGCCCUCUUGUGCCAGCUGAGGAGGGAGGCCCGGUGUCUGCCCGACCCGAGGUCACUGGCCCCGCAGGUCCAGGAGGAGGCGGGGGAGGACAGGCCAGUGUCCCACACCCGAGCACGGCAGGUGGGAGGAAGGCAAAGCUGGUCCUGGGCCCCGGCGCCCUUGCUUGCCGUGCCUCUGUGGGUGUCCUGUUCGGGAGCCCCAGCCCGGGACAGUGCCCUGAGAGCUGUGGCCCCUGACCGCGCUCUGUCUUGCAGCUUCCUGGAGAGGAUCGACAGCGUGAGCCUGGUGGACUACACACCCACCGACCAGGACCUGCUGCGAUGCAGGGUGCUGACCUCGGGCAUCUUCGAGACACGGUUCCAGGUGGACAAAGUGAACUUCCACAUGUUCGAUGUGGGCGGCCAGCGCGACGAGCGGAGGAAGUGGAUCCAGUGCUUUAACGAUGUCACCGCCAUCAUCUACGUCGCGGCCUGCAGCAGCUACAACAUGGUCAUCCGGGAGGAUAAUAACACCAACCGCCUGCGAGAGUCCCUGGACCUCUUCGAGAGCAUCUGGAACAACAGGUGGUUGCGCACCAUCUCCAUCAUCUUGUUCCUGAACAAGCAGGACAUGCUGGCAGAGAAGGUCCUGGCAGGGAAGUCAAAGAUCGAAGACUAUUUCCCCGAGUACGCAAACUACACCGUUCCCGAAGACGCAACACCAGAUGCAGGAGAAGACCCCAAGGUUACAAGAGCCAAAUUCUUUAUCCGGGACCUGUUUUUGAGGAUCAGCACGGCCACCGGCGAUGGCAAGCACUACUGCUACCCCCACUUCACCUGCGCCGUGGACACGGAGAACAUCCGCCGCGUCUUCAACGACUGCCGCGACAUCAUCCAGCGCAUGCACCUCAAGCAGUACGAGCUCUUGUGAGGGCAGCGCCGCCCGCCCGCCUGCCCCAGUCCCAGAGGCGGGCGUCCCCGGGACUUCGAUGUGUGCCCCAAGCAGUGGUAGUACUAGUGUCUAGUGUCUCCUGGCUGCCUGCCCUCUGUCCUGUCCUGGGUGCGCCUGGGCGUGACCACCAAGCCUCUGGCUACCUCUGUCCCCCAGGUUGGGUUCUGUAGCAUUGUUUCCACUAAACACAGCCGUCCCCACCCACCCCGCCCGUCACUGCAGACCACCGGCCCUGGGGGCGCCGCGGUGAGCUCUCUCCCAUGGGGACCCUGGGACUCACUGAUUGGUGACUGACAGCCGGACUCAUCACGGAGACUCAGUAGAUGGGGAGCACAGCGGCCCUCUUGGUUUCCCCAUGACAAAGCCACAGGCUGACAGGCGGCCGCCCUCCCAUCACCCUGGCCAGGGCUUAGGGCAGCCCGAGUGGCAGAGCAGAGUCCCCUUCUCCUGGGCUGGGCAGAAGGCUGCCACACUCACUUCCAGAAAGCACCUCCCAUGUAAAAGAAGCCAUCCUUUCCCACACCUGGAUGCGGUCUCCUCCCAUAUUCGCGUCACUGUUGUUUUAGCACCAGUUUACUGCACUGUACAUACGGAUCACAAAUGUAAUCUGCUUUUGUAUCACUACUCAACAAAACUCCUUGUUGGUUUUCGUGCCUCGAUGGUAGCUGUACCUGUGAGAGAACCGUGUCCUGCCUGUGCUGAACAGCUCCGUGUCAACGUGCUCUGCUGCUUGCUCCAGAAAGAGGAAAAAUAGCAUUGGUGGGAUAUGGGACACUUUUAUCGGUCUGGUACGUUAUAAAAUACUCCCUCGUUUUUUAAAAAAGUACACAUAGCCAGGCGUGGUGGCACCCCGCCUGUAAUCCCAACACUUGGGAGGCUGAGGCAGGAGGAUCGCUGAGUUCAAGGGCAGCCUCGACUAUAUAACUGUGGGACCCUGACUCAUAAAAAAAGGACCCAUAAAUGACACCUGUUAACCAUCACACCUGCCGCAGCCCUGCUCCGUGUCCUCUAGGCCUUUCUCUGAAAGCCCAAGCUCAGAUCCAAGCCACAGACUGCACCCCUCUGCUCCAGGGAGCGGGACAUUUUCCCCAGCACUUCCCUGGGUCACGGCUGGACGCAGACUCCGUCAGUUCCCAGGUGGGCACAGGCGAGCAGGCUGUCUGGAGCCGCAGGCAGACUCGGGUGUAGGAGUGGUCAUCGAGAAAGGCCAGGGCUGCCGCCCUUGGCGAUGGCCGGAGAGGAAGAGCACAUCUCCACUCGUCUUUCCAAGCAGAGACCUUCCAAAGCCCUUCUGCGUCAUGUUGAAGGUGCUGGGUGGAGCCCACGGCCUCGUGCACACCAGGCAAACGCUCGACCGAGCUGUGUCCCCAGACCCACAAAACCCUCACCGAAACAGACAGCACACGGCUGUUCCUCCCUCCUGAGACUGGCAAAUGCAGCCUCAAGAAUCACAGAGACUGAGGUCGGCUGCCACCGUGGGCCCCGGCGGACAGGCAGCUGCUUGGCUGAGGUCAUCUGUGAGGACGACCCACCACCCCGCAGCGUCAGUGCUUCACCUACACGAAGCCAGAGGCGACGGCCGGCACGGCCUCACCGGCUCUCCCGCUGCCCUCCCUCCUUCACAGCCGGCUCUGUAAGCCAGCGCUUCCCAGUCCUCGGAGCUCACCCACACUGCAGUGUCACUUCUCGGACGGCCCUGCCGACCCGCCGGGCCCUGCCACUGCCUGCCCACCGCCGCACUGGGCUCCUUGGUUGCCUGGGGCAGGAACAGUAGGGACGCCCACUUCUCCCGGCUCUUUCAAAGCAGAACAGAAGAAAACUGAAGAAAUGCACCUCCCCGCAAAAAGCAGCGUUUAAAGAUGUGUGCACUUCCUCGCGUGUGGCGCCAGUUCCCUCUCACUCGAGGACCGUCACAGGGCGGCUCCGCGGCAGAGCUUUCUCAGCACGCCC
Messenger RNA from Chinchilla lanigera (long-tailed chinchilla), 4332 nucleotides. It is a transcript of the gene Gnal, whose product is annotated as guanine nucleotide binding protein (G protein), alpha activating activity polypeptide, olfactory type. The record is from RefSeq and is a predicted model, not a curated record. Gene Ontology annotation, molecular function: GTPase activity; GTP binding; G-protein beta/gamma-subunit complex binding. NCBI's taxonomy places the organism in Eukaryota, Metazoa, Chordata, Mammalia, Rodentia, Chinchillidae. The transcript has 7 exons. Bases 1120 to 2361 code for a protein of 413 amino acids. Gene Ontology annotation, biological process: adenylate cyclase-modulating G protein-coupled receptor signaling pathway. Gene Ontology annotation, cellular component: heterotrimeric G-protein complex.